AUGUCAGCUAUAUUAUUCAGUGUUCUUUGGAUAAAUCUGGCUGUUUUGGGGUGGGCGGGGGAGGAAAACAGAGAUAGGCGUUUAUUGUUAAGUGAUCCACAAAUGAUGCAAGUACAGCUACAGGAAAUGCAGAGGAGGAUCCAGGCGCUUGAGGCGCAGACUAAUGUCAGAGGGUCAAGUAAUGGAGCUGUGUUUACAAUCUGGGGAAGAACAUCCUGUCCUUCUGUCAACGGUACCACGACACUUUAUUCAGGAGUAACAGGAGGCGGUAUGUACAAUCAAGGAAGUGGCGUCACAACUCUGUGUUUGCCUCACAACCCCGACUCACUUCCGGCAGAUUUCCCCGCCCUAACUGACGAUAACCCAGGACCAGCCUAUAUAUUCGGAGCUGAGUACCAGUUAAACUACAAGAACGUGGCAUAUGAUGAUGAUGUACCAUGCGCAGUUUGCCACGCGCAGACGUCUACUUCCGCAUUAAUGAUCCCGGCAAAACUUGUGUGUCCUCAAACUUGGAAAUUACAGUACAGUGGGUUUCUGAGUGCAGAGAGGUCAGACUAUAAGGGGUCAGAUUAUAUUUGUGUUGACCUUAACCCGGAAUACUUGGAGGGAACUCGGGCCGUUAACGCGGACGGGAGGCUGAUUUUUCCAGUUCGAGCGAGAUGUGGUUCUUUGCCGUGCCCGCCAUACAAGGAGAAACAAUAUGUUUCUUGCGUGGUUUGUGCCAAUUAGCCUUAAGC
Messenger RNA from Saccostrea echinata, 737 nucleotides. Its product is annotated as short-chain collagen C4-like. NCBI's taxonomy places the organism in Eukaryota, Metazoa, Mollusca, Bivalvia, Ostreida, Ostreidae. The transcript has 3 exons. Bases 1 to 729 code for a protein of 242 amino acids. The record is from RefSeq and is a predicted model, not a curated record.